AGUAGGUGGAGAUAUGCUUCCUCCAAAUAUGGGCGAAUAAGUGCACGUCAAAGUCAUGCGCCCUGCGUCCUGAAUUGUUUGACACUAUGCGGUUGAGGUUGGAGUAGUUUUAGUUUGUAUCCAUGUCAUAAUAAUAUACUUUUACGUACUUAUUCAGGGCGGUAGUGUAAUUAUCUCUCCCUUCUUUUUUUUUUACGGGCGUCCCAACCAGAAUAAUGAUGGUUUAUGCUCACAUUUUGAAAGUUCUGCACAGAAAUCUGAGACAAACCGCGACACAACUCUGUGUGCACCGGUGCUAUGUUGUCCACACGCACAGGACAUUGAGCACAGCACCAGCAUUUGUCCGCCUCGGGUCAAAGGUCUCUUCACUGGACUGUCUCGCUGCAAGUCAGAGACACCAAGUUGCGUCUGUCCACUGUACAGCCAGAAGCAGAAGCAGCCCCGAAGACAGAGGCAAGUCUGUGUCCAGGUAUCAGAGUGGGACGCCUACACCUUCAGCUGCACAGAAAGUGAAAGAAGCUGGAAGAGAUUUCACCUACUUGAUAGUAGUUCUCAUCGGCCUGGGAGUCACAGGUGGGCUGCUGUAUGUGGUGUUUCAGGAGUUGUUUUCUUCCUCGAGCCCAAACAAGGUCUACAGCAGAGCUUUUGACAUAGUCAAAUCCCACCCAGAGGUGAUCGGUGCCUUUGGCGAGCCAAUCAAAUGCUAUGGUGAGACAACCCGUCGAGGAAGGAGGCAGCAAGUCAGACACACGGAGUACAUGAAGGAUGGACUAAAACAUAUGAGAGUUAAAUUUUACAUCGAAGGCUCAGAGCCGGGCCUGAAAGGAACGGUGCAUUCGGAGUCAAAAGAGAACGCUGAGACUGGAAAAUAUGAAUUUCGCUAUAUAUUUGUGGACGUAGACACAUACCCCAGGAGGAGCAUUAUUGUGGAAGACAACAGAUGAACAAGAUUUAAAAACAGGGAAAUGCUGUCUAACUAAAAUGCAGGCGUUUGUGUCCAUGGAUGAGAAAAGUCUUUAUUUUUUAUUUUUUGCAAUAUUUGUGGUUGAUUGAAAGUCAUUUUUCUUGUAGCAGUUUAACAAAGUCAAAUGUAUUACAAAUAGAAAUUGUUUUGGGAUAAAAUUAUGGAUUGUAACUUUAAUAAAAUAUGUGGAGUUUUUUUAAUCUUUGUUGCCUGCGGUUUUAGAUUAUUUUGCUCAGCUAAAUUUUAUGUAGUUUUUUUUCUUUUUUUAAUACAAAUGCCUUGUAUUUUUUAGUUAUUACAGCAAAUAAAAACUGUUUUUAAAUUGUAAAAUUGGUUGGUUAGCAGCGUAUUUUCUGCAUUGUUUUGAAUAGUGUGGUGCAUCUUAAUGUAUUAACCACCAGAUGGAGACAAAAAUCUUAACAA
Molecule: messenger RNA, 1387 nt
Organism: Poecilia latipinna (sailfin molly)
Lineage: Eukaryota; Metazoa; Chordata; Actinopteri; Cyprinodontiformes; Poeciliidae
Gene: timm21
Product: translocase of inner mitochondrial membrane 21
Exons: 6
Coding region: 216-944 (242 amino acids)
Biological process (GO): protein import into mitochondrial matrix
Cellular component (GO): TIM23 mitochondrial import inner membrane translocase complex
Source: RefSeq, a predicted model, not a curated record